Molecule: messenger RNA, 2072 nt
Organism: Aspergillus wentii DTO 134E9
Lineage: Eukaryota; Fungi; Ascomycota; Eurotiomycetes; Eurotiales; Aspergillaceae
Exons: 1
Coding region: 19-1716 (565 amino acids)
Source: RefSeq, a predicted model, not a curated record
UCAACUCCAUUCCUUCCAAUGCGUCUCCUCAACACCUCCACUUUGAAACUGGAGGAAUUCCCUGCCAACAAAAUACCUCGCCAUGCGAUUCUUUCCCACACCUGGGGCCCUGAUGAAGUGAUAUUUCCCGAUUUUCAACAGAAAAUCGCCGAAUCGAAGACAUCAUGGAGUAAAGUACUUGGCACCUGCCAGCAAGCUAGGAAAGACGAGUUCGAAUAUGUCUGGAUCGACAAUUGCUGCAUCAACAAAGAUAGCAGCGCGGAGCUAUCCGAGUCCAUCAACUCCAUGUACCGAUGGUAUGAGAAAGCAGAGAUUUGCUACGCGUAUUUAGCAGAUGUUCCAGGAAAUGUCGACCUGAAUGUCGAUGGGUCGGCAUUUGAGAAAAGUCGCUGGUUUUCCAGAGGAUGGACACUUCAAGAGUUGCUUGCUCCAUCCGAGGUGAUUUUCUACUCCAGCGAUUGGAUCGAAUUAGGCCGGAAAAGCACCUUGAGCGACAUUCUGUCCCAGAUAACAGGAGUCCCGGAAGACAUUCUCAUGCAUCAACGGCCGCUUUCCUCGGCCAGUGUCGCGAGGCGUAUGUCCUGGGCUGCGGAUCGAGAGACCACUCGUCUGGAAGACAUUGCGUACUGCUUGAUGGGUAUAUUUUCUGUGAAUAUGCCCAUGAUAUACGGGGAAGGCGAAAAGGCUUUUGUCCGCUUGCAAGAGGAGAUCAUGAAAUCGUCGGAUGAUCAGUCCAUCUUCGCAUGGACAGACACGAACGCAUCGCCGACUGCUCUCCGUGGGCUCCUUGCAUCCUCUCCAUCAGAUUUCGCGAGAUGCGGUUCCGUCAUUUCCUAUCAAGACUGGGAGCCCCGGGCCCCAUAUGCCAUGACCAACCGUGGUCUUCAAAUCGACCUUCCGAUUUCCGGGCUUGAUGACGGGAUCUAUCUCGCGGCGCUGGACUGCCCUUGCCCACCCGAUUACAAGAAUGAAACCUUCCUGGCGAUAUAUCUGAAGAGGACGUCGACGGUGAAUCACCAAUAUGCCCGAAUCAAAGUGGGAUCAUUGGCCCAAGUACAAAGCCGAGGUACAACUAGGACGAUAUUUGUCCGUCAGUCCGAAAUCAUCCCUAGCGACGAGGGUCUGUUUCCCAAACACUUUCUCUGGCUGCGUCAAUUUCGAAAAUCAAGCCCUUUUAUGUUCUCCUAUGCGAUCUUUGCCGAUCGGACAAUCGGCACCUUAGCUCAGUCAGACAAAUCCGGUCGACUGUAUCCAGCAGAUAUGAAGUUUGCCGUCGACAAGAACAGCCGUUCUCUCUCCGGCUUCCUCGUCACGCGACGGUUAGAUGAUGUGGGUGUGCUGAUUCUGCUUGGAUCGAAUGAGGGCAUCGAUGCAGGCUUUGAUGCGCUUGAAACGCGUCACGCACGCGAUUUUACCAAGGACGACCUGGGAGCACUCAGUAAACGAUAUCAGCCCAAAAAGCCCGGUCUUUGGGUCACGCUGCAACAUCAUCGCGUUCGUGUCCAUUCCCAGCCUCAUGUUGAAGCAGGUGCCAAGUACUACCUCAUUGAUGCAGAGGUGGAGUCAAUCGAGUGCAAUACAGUGCAGACUGGUGUAGGGCAGAGCGAUACUAUGAUAAUACCCAAAAAAGUAGCGACGAUGGAAAGGGAAACAGCGAGGCGUGAAUCGGAAAAGAAGGCGUCCAGCGUAUGGCCGUGGCGACGGCCAAAAGCGUGAAAUACCAUAUUCUGAUGGCCUGUUAUGCUAGUAUUUAUUCAAGCUUUGAUCAUCCCCAACCGAUCGAUCGAUAUAAAUUCCUGGUGUGAUUCUUGUUCUUUCUAUAUUUCUGCACCUGGGCUAUGGUAUAUAGUCGUAACACAUCCUUGUAGGUCUAUUGUGGUUGGGGUUAAUUCGGCAUCUUGGAUCGUCCUUUGGUAACGUGGUCUACAUUUCAAUUCAACAUCGAUCUGUGCUCUAUUCUUUUCUGGGAAGAACGAUCUUAUUACCUCUCUACCCGAAUACAACAAUGCUAUACUGAUGAUUGUCAUGGUAACAUAGCACAUUCCCCUUGAUUGUCCGGAAUGUACCCAUCU